Messenger RNA from Crotalus tigris (Tiger rattlesnake), 8351 nucleotides. RefSeq names its product DLG associated protein 2 (gene DLGAP2). NCBI's taxonomy places the organism in Eukaryota, Metazoa, Chordata, Lepidosauria, Squamata, Viperidae. The coding region runs from base 252 to 3146 and encodes 964 amino acids. Gene Ontology annotation, biological process: signaling. Gene Ontology annotation, cellular component: glutamatergic synapse; postsynaptic specialization. The record is from RefSeq and is a predicted model, not a curated record. The transcript is spliced from 14 exons. Gene Ontology annotation, molecular function: molecular adaptor activity.
GCUCUCUGCCUGGAUGCUGCCUGCAGUACAGCAAGACUUUUCAAUACGAGUCACAGUGCACACUCUGUGGUGAACCUGAAGGUUUGGAUUCUCUGACAGGGCAUGCAUUUGCAGAGGAAGACGGUGGUGACCUCCUCAAGACAGGGAUCAGUUUUCCUGGCACGCCAGAGGAAGAGCUAGAUCAGCCGUACUCAUGGUCUCCAACUCAGCUGUCCUUCAGUGAGGAAAGAUAUUCUCCUGUUUCAAGUAACAUGAAAGGAUUAUCUGGCGGGCGUAAUCAAUCACAAUUAUGUUCUGCGCAUACUUGUGGUUUACCAUCCCCUGAAGAUUGUGAACACAGCCACGAUCAUCUUCAUCAUGGCCAGGAGUCAAGGCAAUCGUAUCUUCUCAGCCCAACUGAGAGUUGCCCAGUGGAUCACCAUCGCUGCUCACCACGAAGCUCCAUCCAUUCAGAAUGUAUGAUGAUGCCCAUGGUUAUGGGUGAUCAUAUGUCCAGUAGCACUUUCCCCAGAAUGCACUACACCUCACACUACGAUACUAGGGACGAUUGCACCAUGUCUCAUGCGAACACUAAGAUUAACCGGAUCCCAGCAAAUUUGCUGGAUCAAUUUGAGAAGCAACUUCCUCUCCAUAGGGAUGGCUUUCACACUUUGCAGUACCAAAGGACAUCAACAGCAGCUGAACAACGCAGUGAAAGCCCAGGUAGAAUACGUCACCUUGUUCAUUCAGUCCAAAAACUGUUCACAAAAUCACAUUCUUUGGAAGGAUCUUCCAAGAGCAAUGUAAAUGGGGCAAAGGGGGAUGGCCGAGGUGAUGACCAUCAUCAUGGACAUCAUUCUAAACAUAGCAAAAGAAGUAAAAGUAAAGAGCGAAAGCCUGAAAGUAAGCAUAAAACUGGAAUGAGCAGCUGGUGGAGCUCUGAUGACAACUUGGACAGUGAUAGCACUUACCGAACACCUAGCGUGGUAAAUAGGCAUCAUGUAGACCAUAUCUCUCAUUGCUAUCCUGAGGCUCUUCAGGGACAUUUUGGGGAUCUCUCAUUAAAGACUUCAAAAAGUAACAAUGAUGUGAAAUGUUCAGCUUGUGAAGGUCUUGCCAUGACCCCUGAUGGCAAGUACAUGAAAAGGAGCUCUUGGUCUACCCUCACAGUAAGCCAAGCUAAAGAAGCUUAUCGGAAGUCGUCUCUUAAUCUAGACAAGCCUCUAGUUCAUCAGGAAAUAAAACCCUCCCUGAGACCAUGCCAUUAUCUUCAGGUACCUCAAGAUGAAUGGGGAGGUUACCCUGCUGGUAAAGAUGAGGAGAUUCCCUGCAGAAGGAUGAGAAGUGGAAGUUAUAUUAAAGCCAUGGGAGAUGAGGAAAGUGGAGAUUCUGACACUAGUCCCAAAACAUCACCAAAGGUAGCAGUCCAUCCGGAAUCAUUGUUAAAAUCUAUUGGACAAAGAGCCCUUGGUGACCACCAGAAUCAGAGCUAUCUGCAAGCUACAAGUGAAGUGCCUGGUGGCCAUACGCUGGAUCCUUCGGCAAACUACAAUUCCCCUAAGUUUCGAUCAAGGAAUCAGAGCUAUAUGAGAGCAGUAAGCACACUCAGUCAGGCCAGCUGCGUUAGCCAGAUGAGUGAAGCAGAGGUCAAUGGGCAAUUUGAAUCUGUUUGUGAAUCAGUGUUUAGUGAAGUUGAAGCUCAGGCCAUGGAUGCCCUCGGCUUGCCAGGUUGCUUCCGAACCAGAAGUCACAGUUAUCUGCGUGCCAUUCAGGCUGGUUACUCUCAAGAUGAUGAAUGUCUCCCUUCAAUGGCAUCUUCUAACAUCACCUCAACAAUCAGGUCAACAACAGCUGUAACUUACACAAGUUACAAAAAGACCCCGCCACCUGUACCUCCGCGAACCACCUCAAAGCCACUCAUUUCAGUUACAGCACAGAGCAGCACAGAAUCCACCCAGGAUGCCUAUCAGGACAGCCGGACUCAGGGGAUUUCCCCGUGGCCUCAGGAUGGCCUCAGGAUGUACAAUUCCACUGACAGUUUGGAUAGCAACAAGGCUAUGAAUCUGGCCAUGGAAACGGCAGCUGCACAACGCCACAUGUCAGACAGUCAGAUCAGCUCCGUAAGAACCAGCGACAAGGCCAUCCUCGUGACAAAGGCUGAGGAGUUCCUGAAGAGUCGGCGCUCCUCUAUUGGGAUCCAGGUGGAAGCAGCAACUGAUUCAGAUACCGACAGCAGAGGCAUACGGGAGUAUCAUUCAGUUGGAGUGCAAGUGGAAGAUGAUAAACGCCAUGGACGAUUUAAGCGCUCAAACAGUGUAACGGCAGCUGUUCAAGCCGAUUUAGAACUUGAAGGCUUUCCUGGGCACAUAACAAUGGAGGACAAGGGACUUCAGUUUGGUGGCUCUUUCCAGCGACAUUCAGAGCCAAGUACUCCUACUCAGUAUGGUGCAGUAAGAACUGUACGGACACAAGGCCUGUUUAGUUAUAGAGAAGAUUAUAGGACCCAGGUUGACACCUCCAAUCUCCCACCACCUGAACCUUGGUUGGAACCAUCCAUUGAGACUGUUGAAACAGGACGAAUGUCUCCAUGUCGCCGGGAUGGGUCAUGGUUUAUGAAGCUGCUACACACUGAGACAAAAAGGAUGGAAGGAUGGUGCAAAGAGAUGGAGAGAGAAGCAGAAGAAAAUGAUCUUUCUGAAGAAAUUCUAGGUAAGAUCCGAAGUGCUGUAGGAAGUGCACAGUUGCUAAUGUCACAAAAAUUCCAGCAAUUCUAUUGGCUUUGUCAACAGAAUUUGGAUCCCAGUGCUAUGCCCCGGCCAACUUCACAGGACCUAGCAGGAUUCUGGGACUUGUUACAACUCUCAAUUGAAGAUGUCAGUAUGAAGUUUGAUGAACUGCAUCAGCUGAAACUGAAUGAAUGGAAAAUAAUAGAAUCGCCCGAAAAAAAGGAAGAGAGAAAGGUUCCUCCGCCUGUACCAAAGAAGCCCCCUAAAGGAAAAUUCCCCAUCACCCGAGAGAAGUCUUUGGAUCUGCCUGACCGACAGCGCCAAGAAGCUCGAAGACGCCUCAUGGCUGCUAAGCGGGCAGCCUCUUUCCGGCAAAACUCUACUACGGAGCGUGCAGACAGCAUUGAGAUCUAUAUUCCAGAAGCCCAAACGAGGCUUUAAAAGACCCGGAUGCUGCAUAGUUGCUUCCUCUCUUUUUAAAAACAAAAAACAAAAAAACGAAGGAACCAAGCAAGUGCUUGUACAGCUGGUUUCCUCUUCCUUGCUCUUUUUUUUUUUUUCCUCCCCGUUCCCAGCUCCCUCCCCGCCCUGUUGUCGUUUCCUUUGUGCCAGACGCACAAGAAGAGAAUGCUGUUUAUGUCCUCAGAAUUUGCUGAGCCCUGUUGCAAGAACCCGUGCUCUUUUCUUUUUUGUAUUAUUAAGAUCGAACUACGCCAGUCAGCUCCAAUGCAUAGGGCUUGUUGAGACCUUACUUAUAAAAUUAUGUUCUCAGAGGACAACAGGAAACACCUCUUGAGAUGGAACCCAGCUUACUUUUUUGGUUAUUUAUAUUUUUAUAAAUGAUGUGAUAACUAGGAAUAAGAAAACAAACAAACUUUGAAUUGGGUGCAUCUCUCCAUUCACCAGAGGCAUUAGCUAAUUCAAGUAGAAGGUGCUACAAAUGUAAAGUGCAAGAAAAGAAGGAAUCCAUUUCUCUCCUCCCUUCCCUUCCCUUUCAGCUUCAGUUUCUUUGCUUUGAACCCAAUUAGAUUUUCUGCCCACAUGCUCGGCAAUUCUGCUUCUCUUGGUUACUGCAAACUCGCAUCUGGUCUCUCCUCACAUCUCACACUGAAUUUUUGGAGAUGAACAGAAAUAUCCAGCCAUGAAAACUCCAACAUUCAUCCAGAACAGAAAAGCGUAGGAAUCAUUUCCAAAUGGGAAAAUCUUUCCCUGAAAGUGUCCCCUUGGGACACCCAUCCAGAAAUUUGAAGGAAAAAUGCAAAGGAACUUGAAGAAAGAGGAACAAAGGAAAGCCUUAAGAAUUUUGAUCAUCUGUAGCAAGAUGUGAAAGCUCUAUUUACUCUUUGAGAACAUUCAUUACAUUUUGAACAGUUCUUUUAUGUUGUACUUCUUUCAUUUGUGAACACUCUUUUUUUUUAAUUUGAAAAGCGAUGCUACACGUAAUAUUUCAAGUUUCAAAAUGCUAGAUCAAUUGAGUUUUCAGGGUAUCCUUUCAAACAAAAAACAAAACACAAAAAAAGUUUGCUUGUUUAAAAUACCAGUUGUGAUGUUGUAACCAGUUUAAGAAAUAUGAAUGUGAGUGGUAAGUAUAUCUCAGUUUCAAUGGUAAUCUUAAGGUAAAAAAAGGUGAACUGUGGUUUACAUUUGUAUUUUUUUUUCAAAAUUCUUUUUUCCUAUGCAGUAUGAAUUAAAGAUAAGAAAAAGUCUCUCGAUUGUUUCAGACAUAAAUAACAUGUUUUAAAAGACAUGUGGUUUCUAACAGUAGAAUGUAAGAAAGGUAGCAUGUUUCUAAGUUCUUGAUCAACAUCACAGCAAAAGCAAGAAAUUAUACAGAAGUUUAACAAAUUCUGAGAAUAAUACAUUAUUGUUUUUGCCUUCUUGAAGGCUGAGAUCCAAGUUUUUGAAUCUUUUCAGGUGAAGAUACAAGAAAAUAUAUCCCACCACUAUUGAAGUAAGAAUUCUGAAUCAUACAAAAUAUUAGAACAGAGUCAAGUUUCUGUUAUCAGUUUGUUAAACAAAAUGUAUUUAGCCAUAGACAGAACCGCUAUUUAAACUAGCCUACAGCACUUUGAUUCUUCACCUUGAUGAGCACUUUAAAUAUGUACUUUGCAAGCCCUUCAGUUUGUCACAUGACUGAAAAAUGCUAGACAUUUUAACAGCAAUCUCCAACCAGGUGCCUUCCAUAGAUGUUGAACUAUAUCUCCCAUCAUGCUAGUUUGCAUGAACAAUAGCAGUGUUAUAUAGGAAAUGUACAAACGAUGGGGAAGUUUAGUUUUAAUGUAUCUCAAGAGCACAUGUUGGAGAUUGCUGUUGUAGGAAGUAAAGAAAACAUUAGGGUUUCCAUCCCUCAUCCCCCUUUCUUCCAAUAUAUUUUGUUAAGCAUGCAUUCUGUUUUAGGACAAAGCUGAUAUAAGCAUGUUUAGCUUCAAGAUACGAAUCUUUAGAGUUGAAUGUUUGAGAAGGAGGGAACACUGUAAAUUAAGCCUGAUCUCUUAUGUAGAAUUUACCAAAUAGCCUUAAAUUGCAUUUGGAAGCAAAAAAAAAAAAACCCAAGAAGAAUGUACAACAUGAAAGAAAGAAAGAAAGAAAGAAAGAAAGAAAGAAAGAAAGAAAGAAAGAAAGAAAGAAAAAGAAAGAUAGAUGACAACAAUAAUAAUGAAAUAUUAGUAUUCCUGAACUAUUAGUCUGUGAUGAUUAAGAUAUUCCCAUCCACAGACUAUUCAAAGAAUUUCUGCACUUGGAAAUAAAUUGAUUUUGGGGUAGUGUACAAUAUUAAUGCUGCUUAUAGUUUUGUUUUAAAUGCAAGAAUAUCUGCAGGGAUAAGGCAUCUUUAAAGAUAACUUUAUUUCAAAUGGAGCUGUUAAUUAGAAAUAACUACAUGGAAAUAAAUGAAUAAAAUAUGCAUUUCUUUGAGACAGCAGAUUUGAAAUAUAUCUUUCUCUCCUUCUGCUACAUCCCUAUUAUGCUGCUAUAUUUUUAUUUCAUUUUAUUUUAUAAAUAUUGCCAAAUCACAUGUGCUUUUCUUCCUUCCGUUAUCUUAUGUAGAUAAGGGACUGAUGGUAAUAAAAUGAUCUGCAUUUGAUUCACAAACAUAGCAUACCCAGAGACAAAAAAAAAGUUCCUAGCUAUGAAAUAGAAAGCUUAGCACAGCUAACUAUAUUUGCACAUCAGUGCCCUCCAAUAUUGUUUGAGCAAAAAAUUCAUUAAAUUUUAAACGGUUUUUGCUGGAGCUGUAAUUAGUCCUUGCACAGUUAGGUACUUCUGUAUUCAAUAUGCGGUUUCUGCUAUUUGCAACGUAUGUUAGCAUACCAGCAACGAUGACAACAAAAAAUAUAUAUGUUAGACUGAAAAAGCACAUAUAAACACAACUCCAGCAAAUAUACUUUUUUAAAAAAAAGUGUAUAUCCAAUUCACAUACAAUUAAUGUAUAGUUUGAUCCUUUCCCUAAGAAUUUAAGAGAGGUUCUCAAAGGAAAAAAUCACUUCUGGGACAAACAAGAUGUUAUUCAAAAUAGUCUGAAGGUCUUUGGGUUUGUUUGUUUUUUAACAUAAAAUCAUUUUUAAAAGCAUACUCUCAUUGAAAAGGAAGGCAAAAUACACAAAGGGUAAAUUUGACUCUUUUAAAGAAAGUUCUACACUAAAUUGUACGUUGCUCAUGCAGUGAUGGGAAUGUGUUGAAGAAAUGCCUUUGCCACUGUAUGUCCCCGUUUGUUCCACUUCUGUUCCAAAGAAAAAUCUUUAAAAUGUAAACCAGAUGCCUUCUGCCCAUUCCAAUGAAAUGUUACCUGUUCACAAGUUGAGUUUUUAAGUGCAAUAUAUUUAAUCUCUUUUAUAUAGGAAAGAUUAAAACAAUAAUGGCAAAUAAUAAGCCAUGCUUCUUAUGUAUUAUAUUUUUAAUUUGGGAGAGGGAGAUAAAAAUUAGUGUUUCUAUUACGUGUGUCACAAGUCAUUCAGCCCUGUCUGGAAUGAAUGUGAAAAGUAAUAUAUUUGAGAAUGACUUGCAGUGCUUUUCAUUUAAAGACUCUUUAAUAGUAUGAAAUACAACUGUAUAUUGCAGGACCAUUGAAAAUUAAUCACUUCCAUUUCAAAUAUGACUAUAUUCCUGUUUCAAGACACAGCAAAAUUAACUAAUUUGGGAAAUAAAAUGAUCUAAUUCUAAUAGACAAAAUAACAGUAGAACUCACAAAACAGUGUCUCACAUGGGUACAAUAUCUGUUGAGCAGUAAGGUCCAUUAAAAUGCAGAUGGUUUAUUCUCAAGCCAUGUGGACAUGGGGUUGCAACCUGGUUUUGUUUUGUUUUAAUAAAAAAUGUACAUAUAAUUACUAGAAUCAUGUACAUCAUCGCAUUUGGUUAACAACACUAUCCUUCAUAUAUUUAUUCAGAAAUAAGCACUAUACUUUAUAGCGUUUACUUCUAGACUGUUUUUUUUUAAUCCUAAAUCCACAUUCAAGAAGUGAGCCCCAAUGAAUUCAGUAAGUUUUAAUAAUGUAUAAUUUUAGAGCUUGAUGGCAAACAGCAGUCCUUAUGCUGGCAUAUCUCAAAUAGCCUCAUUAAAGAUAUUACAACUUGUUUUCCAGUAAACAUGCAAAGAAUUAUUACAUUUGAAUGGAACAAAUGUCUACAUGAAAGUGGAAACUAUUCCUUUUCCAGGAGUCUGGACUAUAGUUUAUAUCACCCAUCUUCCAUUUUACGUCAGCCAUUUAUUAUCACCUUGAUUAACAUUCUUUAUGAGUUACAUCCCAUUAUUUAAAACAUCAUUAAAGCCAAAUACAAUAAAAAAAUUUGUAUGUAGUUUGUGAUCUUACUACACAAUUGAUCCGAAAGGCCUUUCUUGGAAUAAUUUGCAAGGAUGAAAAUAUCAUUAUGGGUAAAACCAAAAUGGUAUUUGGUAGCUUUUAGUUCAUCAUUAACAAACAAAUUUUUGUCUUACCUACUUUAAUUACAGCACAUUAACGUUCAAAUCAGAAAAAAGAUGUGGUUUUACAUAAAACAUUCAUCAAAAGCAUUUGGGAAAAAAGGAAUUUGCUGUUUUGUUAUUACACACCCACAGACACACCCAAGCUCUUAAGACUGAUUGUAUCAAAUGCAUUCCAGAUGCCAUGCAUCUAUUCAAAGAUUUCCCUCUUCUACAAAUGUAAAGGAGCCUUCAAAGUGAGCAUGACACCACAUUCUGCAGUUUUCUUAAGAACAGUGCGAAAACAGAUUGCCAUUCUGUCUUUCUACAAGGUUUUUCAGUUUAGCUUAGAGCUCUGCUUCUCUGGAGGAGUCCCACCCAAUUGCCUGCUGGGCUUCCAGGCUCAAGCAUGCUCAUCAGCUAAAAAUUCUGAAAGCCUGAAAAUAGGGUCAUUUCUUAGAAGCAAACUGACACAUGCUUAUGUUAUUCUGACUCAGUUCUUCCCCUGCCCUCUCCUUUCUGAAGAAUUGUUAAUCCCUGCACAAAUAGGUAUUGACAAUGGAUAUUCAAAACAAGUUUAGAUAGGACUGACUUAGGGUAGAUUUCCCCCUUUUAGAAAAUAAUAACGGUAUCCUUCCUUAAUGCAAGUUAGUUUUAACAGAUUAAUCUGGGCUAUAAAAGUACAGAUGACCACUAGAUUCUUACUUUGCUGUCCUCUAGUGCAGUGGUUCUCAACCUUUUUAAUGCCGCAA